CUUCGCUUCCCCACUUUCCGUAGUCAGGACUGCCCCGAGGACAUCGAGAGAAUCCGGCGAGUCCGUCAACGAGCUCACGGAGGCGCGGCCUUGCAUUGGCCGCAACCUCCCACUGCCCGUGUUGUUUCUGCUGCACAUCGUAGGACCUGUUCUAUCGUACCCCUCCCGACGCGGCGUGUGCCUGAGGGACAACCAGAGAGCCUCAGGACUGUGGUUGACCCCUCUUCUCGUGCACGGCCCCCCUUGUCGGCUUCGUGUUCUUUCCUUGGCGUCGCUGAAGCUUACAAAGCGUGAGCCGCAAUCAGCGUGUUUUCAGCUUCCUAUUGCUACUUCCCAGCCCGGUGCUUGGAGGACAACCGGUUGUGACUUGCGGAGAAAGCCCCCUCCCUCUUUCGCCCGUGGAAAGGCGCCGCCCUGUCUUACACGAGUGUCUUCCACAAUUCCCUGUGCUGAGAAGCGAUGAGCCGGGAGAUAGAGUCUGACUACAGCCCCGUGUCCGACCGCCAGUCGUCGGCCUCCCAGCUCCCUGGUGGCGAGGAGGAUCCCCCUGUGCCCUCGUUCGGCGCCCAAGUGAUCGGCAAGACACUGUCGAAGCAGCUUGAGGACCAAGGGGAAGAGGGCGACGAGCGGGGCGGUGAGGGCGACGACGAAGGCGACGAGGAAGAGGAGGAGGAAGAGGAAGAAGAAGAAGAGGAGGAGGAAGAGGAGGAAGGUGAAGAAUACGAGGAACGUGAGGUGGCUGAGGAGGAUACUUAUGGAGUCGUCCAACAACCAGCAGAGUGUGUCGAGCAGCAAGAAGAGCUGGUCGUGAUGGGCGUUGAGGCCGAGGCCGAGGCUGAGGGUGCUGAGGGUGCUGAGGGUGCUGAGGGUGCUGAGGGUGAGGGUGGCGAGCCCGAGGACCAGGAUGUCCGCGAGCCCGUCUCGAAGCAGCUGUCGCAGACGCCAUCCCAGCUCGGGGGCGGCCCCGUACCGGCCGCCAUGGAGGAGCAGCCCCAGGGCACUUUCCAGCAGCCACCCAGCGGCCAGAUAAGCAAGAAGUCGACCCAGCGCGAGGACGCCUCACCCCUCGGCCGCCAGCGCAGCCAGCGGAGCGAAGAGAGGGAGAGUGUCGAUCGCGAGCUUGAUGACUUGGCCGGCAUUGGGGAGGAGGGCGAGGAAGAAGAAUAUGAAGACGAGGAAGAGGAAGAGGAGGAGGCGCCGCCACCGCAGUUCGGCCAACCUGCUCAAGACAGGGGCGAAGAAGGUGAGGUGAAAAGCAAGCAAUCCAUUCACACAGACUCCCAACGACUGUCACUGUCUGUUGGCUGCUGUGCUGGCCUUGUUCUCUCUCCAGAGGAGGAAGAGGAAGGUGCCUCCCACACACAUUGAAGAGCCGCACCAGGCAGAGGCGCACUCGGCAUGUCUCGCCUCUGUUGUGUCUGUGUUGUGCUCAGAGGAGGAAGAGGAGGAGGGCGAGGAAGAAGAGGAAGAGGGUACGGCACUUGAUCACAUCCCACCACACUCGCGAUGCAUUGCUGGCUAUUCCAUGCCUCGCAACAGAGGAGGAAGAGGAGGAGGAAGCCGAGGAGCCCGAAGACCGUGAGCUGGAGGACCUCUUUGAGUUUGCUGACAGAGAGGUGGGUUGAUCUGAUCGCACAGGAUGGGUCUCACCUGGCCGGUCACCCACUCACUCACUGGCUGGAUGACCGUGUGGGCGUAGGAUGAGGAGUUGGAGGAGGACCGUCGUGUGGUGAUGGAGCGCAUCGAGGAGCUGAGGAAUCAGAUCAUCCUGAGCGACAUCCAGCCGUACGUUGAGGAGUUCGACGAGGCCGUUGACAAGGAUACACUGCUCAUCGGCAAGCUGCCGAUCGAAGCCAUCCAGGUACAUAUGGCGUCCGCCCACUCUAUCUAGGCACACCUGGGAGGUUUGCUGUAACGUAUUGUGUAUCAAUCACAGGAGGAGGAGCGACGUUUGGAGGAGCAGCAGCUCAAGGCCUACCAAGAGCUCGCCAAAGCACACCAGGCACGGCUCGCACGAACCGCACACAAACACACAGGAAUGCACACGGCCAUACAUGCUCAUGCGUUGCGUUGCAGGAGCGAGCUGCGGAGGUGUUGCGUGCUGAGCAUGCUGCUCGCCAGCGGCUCAACAAAGAGGCACUCGACCUGGAACUCAAGUCAGUCGGCCACACAUGCACAGAGAGAGAGAGACAUGACCGAUGGGCUCACAUGUAGAUGUCUGAUCGCGUGCUUUGCUCCUUCCAUGCUGCAGAGUCCGAAAGCGAGAGCUGCGAGCCAUCGAGCGCGACAGGACCCGCAGGGUCAGUGCACGACACACGCAUUCAACCAGAGCGAAGACGCAAGAUUGAGCUAUCCGUCUCUCGCUCUUCUGCCUGCCAGGCUCGUUUGAACAAGGCGUUCCGUCGGGCAGAGUAUCGUUUGGACACGGUGCUGCGGAAUCGUCAGGCGGAGAUACAGAGCAAGUACGGCAACCUGGAGGUCGACGAGGACUACAAGAGCUUCAAAAAGGGAAAGUAAACAUGACACAAAGCCAGAGAGUGAUGGACGUCGAUAGAUACCCAUGGGAUGGUCAUUCAUCAUCAGAGUCCCGGUCGCCCGUGCAAAGCGUUAUAGAAUUGACUGGAACCGGGCCCCACAGGUGCGCGAAGGAAACAGGCAGGAAGGACUCGCUCUCAUGCCACACUUGUCUUCUCUGUGUCUCGAUUAUGUGUGUGUGUGUGUGUGUGUGUGUCAGCCCAUCGAGCUGCGUCUUGAAGUAUGUCGUGCGGUCAAGGACAAGCUGCCGAGGGGCCAGUAUGUGCUUAUGUGCUCACUCUACGACAGGUACGUGAGUGCACACACGAAUGGGCAGUCACCUGUAUGUCCAUGCCUGUCUGCAUUGGCGGGGACACACAGGAUUGGCGGCAGUCGUCUGGCGUGGAGCAAUGUGGAGGGCGGCACUGAGUUCCUCACCAGUGUGUCAUCACCGGUGAAUCAUGGAGGAAAGUACUUCGAACCGGUGAGCAGACGAACAGGGCCGAUACAAGAGCAGCAGGCACUCUCUGGUUGUGCCUGUGUCCGCAGGAUUUGCGCUUCGAGCAGAGCAUCUUCGUUGCGGCACCGGGCAAAGUGGACCUCAAACCCUCGAUGGUGUUUAUUUUCGAGAUGUACAUACUGCGCGGCAAGGCUUCUCCGACCGACAAAGUGGUGGCCUGGGCUCCAUUCCCACUCAUGAACUCUGACUUUCAAAUCAUCGAAGGCAAAUUCAAAGUAACCACAAACAAACAAUCAGGACACGGAGGGAAAUGUCAGUAAUGUCUCUGUCUCUGUCAUUCCUUCAUUCACUCAUUCAUCAGGUGCCGAUGCUGCGCGGUGAGGUGGAUCCCUACAUCGACAAGUUCGGCACGUACGAGGACAUGUACUCGGCCAACAUCGACGAGUGGCUCUGCAACCUCUACUUCCAGACGCUCCUCCUGCCCAAAUACCAAGCCGGAGAAGUUGAAUUUGAAGUCGAACUCGACUACACAGGCAAGGCAACCACAUUGAAUGACGCACUCACACAAUAAAAUGACACAUCCUUCCUCCCCUUCUCAGGUCGUCUAUUGAAAUUGGGCAAGCCCCAGCGACGUCGCCGCAAGCGCAAGAGCCGUCGUGAGUCGGAACAGCCGCUGCUGACUACCGACACCGAGGAGGAGGGCUUCCCUCGGCAGCUGCCCGAUACUGAACAGCCACUCGCUAUCGCAGACGCAUCGCCCGGAGGAGCCAAUGGCGGCUCCCAGCCAGGGUCACCUGUGGGUGACAAUAACAAGGUCAUUCGUGGUGAGCCCAGCCCCACCAAGGCCAGGCGCCGCCGCCGCAAGAGUGACAGGGAGGACAUGGACGUCACGGAGGAGGACAGUCCCUUUGUGCUCGACCCUGAAAAGGAGAAGAAGGCCGCCAGACGCAUUGUCAGUGAUGCUGUCGGCGAGCUCAAGGUAAGAGCGCAGAGUUCAGAGACAGAAGCGGCUCGUGUUUCAUGAUGCGUCUGGUUGUGUCAGACCGUUCGGAUAACGACAGUGGGGGGUGAGGAGGGCGAGCCGUCUGUGUCCUUCGCAGGAGACGACAGACGACCCAGCCAGGGGCCAGGUGAGGAAGACACGCACAGCGCAAGCUAAGGCGGCAGCGCCUCUCAUCUCCUGUGUUCCCUGUCCUCCUAUCAGCUAUUCGUGAUCGUUCGGCCUCUCGCUCUCCCUCAAUGCGCGGCGGCAUGUUGAACAAUAAUACUGGCAACAACAAUGCCAACCUGCUAGGUCUUGCCGACGAGGGGGCAUCGCCCACUGCGAUCCGUAAGGCCAGUGUGUCCACCACCAAGUCGGUCACCAUCGCUGGCCUCGACAAGGCCAAGACCAGCGAUGAGAACCUCUUCGCUGACAACUAUGACAGUGAGUGCCGGCACAAAGAGAAAGUGUAUAAGCAUGCACAGUCUCAAUGCUUGCAGAUCCCGAUCCUGAGGACAUCGAGCGCGUUGAGAAGGAGAGCGAGUUGGCAGUGAUUGCACAGCAGCGAAUCGAAAACGUCAAGGCCAUGAUGCAUGGUCAGUAGCAAAGCAGACUUAAUACGUCAAAUAUGGUGUCUCUGAUCUGACUGCCCCGCCCUGUGCAUUCAGGUCAUUUGCCUGAGCGCAAUUUCCCGCCCCUCCGCACCGCCGACCAGAUGGAUGCCUACCACUAUGUCGUCACCAUGGGCGAGCUCAAAACGGGACAGGUCAGCCAUCUGUCUGUUAGCAGAGUGGGAGGAUGUAUUUGCGUGUCUUGGUUGUGCAGUUGACAUUGAAGAAGUGGCGUUAUUUGAGCGACGAGGUGUUCAGCGAGAUCCACCCGUCCAAGUGGAAGACGGGCAUCUACUGGCUGGCCAUCGUCACACUCAUCGUCGCCGGGCUCCUGCGGAUCUACCUCAAGGGAGCCGGACAGUGGCUCUUCCUCAAGACAUGCAGGUGCAUACAUGAGGGAGGGAGCACAGGGCGCAAGGGACAGGCCUGCAUUCUUGUGUGUGUAUAUGUGUUCUUGUACAGGGUCCCCGUGUACAACUUCGAUGCGAGCCAGCAGCCUCUCAGAGUUCGCGUCGACUACACACAGGUAAGACACCAGAGACAUGUCGUGGAUGAGAAAAGGGCAUCUCGCCUCCCCUGUGUGGCUGUCUGCAUGCAGGACAAUGUUAGCUCCCCCGUCGAGGUCGGCGUGGUGGUGUCGGGCGUGCUGAUCAACGUAGUCUUCUUCCUGUUCCUCAUGCUGGUGGCCUUCUGCUCGAACAAGUUCCUUGGCCGCUUCCCCGCCGCCUGCUACCGUUUCAUCUCCGCCUUCGGGCUCUUGUGCUCGAUCGACCCCAUCCUGACCCUCGUAGUGGACCUCAUCUGGUGGGAAACCAGACACGGCGACGCCUUCAAACUGGGCACGUGGUUCGAGCGGCGGGAGGGGGACGGGCUCAUCGGCCACGUCAUCACUGUGUUCCUCAACCUGGCCCUCAUGGCCAUGAUCCUCUUCAUCUACUACAUCUACCUCGUCUCACUGCACAUGAACGGCAGGUUGCUAGACGUCUACAACCGCAUCACGGGAGAACUCGCCGCAUUCUUCAUCCCAUUCGAUGCUGAAAUAUCCGGUGAGAGAGGGAACGGGGGACACUCCAGACACUCAGAAGGCUGUCGACAUGUCUCGCUCGUUUUGUGUUUUGUGGUGCCUUCAGAGCGUCAGCUUCGGUGGAUAUGUUUGAAGUCCCGUCAGUGGCAGGGCAUCACCGGAGAGGCCAGGAAGAUCAACGUCACCGACUACGCCAUCAAAGACCCUGAAGACCCGGUAACUAAGACGAUUCACAGCCUGAUGCAGACGAUUGAUCGAUCGAUCGAUGUCUCUCCCCUGUCUGUGUGUGGUCACGUAUAGACAUUCGAGGAGGUGACGACGCACAUCGCAAUCUUUACCGUCAGCAAAGACAAGACAAGGACUCUAUACCGACACUUCCUCAAGCUGCCUGAGGGGGCCAUCCUCGAGAUGCCGCCAGACAGGGCCCAUGACGCCGGCCUUGCACCCGACAGCGCAUUCCUGCAGAAGAUGCUUGGCACUACGGGAGACGACGGCAGCCCCACAAGACUCUCUGAUCGGUCCGUCAAAACCGGCUCACCAACGACGCGGUCUCGUCGACAGUCACGCCGAGAGUCGAGGGCAUCCCGCAUCGCUUCCCGCAAGGAGUCCCUCGCUGCCAGUCGCCGGCCAUCAGAAGCUCCAUCGAGAAUUGGAGACGAGCGCAAGGCAUCCUUCGCAGCGUCACAAGUCGAUAGUGAAGCCAGGCGGUCGUCACUGAAGGAGAGCGGCAUCCACCCGGACAGGCCCGCGGAGAGAGUGGUAGAGAUAAGGCAGAGGUACGGCGGCUUGGACGAGUUUGUUGACACUUGACGAGUUUGUUCAACCAACUUUGUUGUUAUCAUGAUCAGAUCGAUUGACGACACCUUCGACAUCUGAUGGAGGGAGAGCAUGCUCUGUGCAUGCAUGCAGUAUGCAGCAUCGAUUAAUUGCUGUUUUUUGAAUCGCGCCAAGACAAGAAGGGGUGGCUGCGUGCAUGUGAUGUAUCCGUGGGUAUGUGAGCGAGUGAGUGCAAAGAUGUACAAAGGUCUGGCUGCCUUGUGUGUGCGUUCGUGCUUGCGUGUUCCAAUGGAGGGUGUGAGUAUCGGGGAAGAACGCCACCCGUCGGCUCAUGGAUGCGUGUGCUUUGCGUGUCUUGUCUUCCCUUUGCCUUGCUCCUCUCUGACUAGCCUUCCUUUCUCCCUGUCUGCUUUGCGUGAUUCCCUUGCAGCCAUGUUUCAUUGCUGAUACAUGACUGCGUCUGGGAGUGCAUGCAUCCAUGCCUUUGACCUCGACAGCUUUGGAACAUCGUGCGCACGAAAGGACAGAAGGUUCGAUCGGG
This is a messenger RNA of Vitrella brassicaformis, 6909 nucleotides long. NCBI's taxonomy places the organism in Eukaryota, Vitrellaceae. The record is from the annotation of a GenBank genome assembly.